CUCUUCAUCCAUUUCGUUGAGUGAGAGAACGUUUCUUUUCUUUCAUUUCGGAACGAAUCUCUGGGGAAGCGAUGAUCGUCACAUACAAGAAUAAUCGGCUUAUGCCGGCCAUUCUCAUUACGGUAUGUUUCUGGGCAGCAUAUUUCCUCAUUGACCCGAGCGUGGACAACUUCGGCGGUGGGCUUCCGGGAUGGGGAUCCAAACAGGACGGGCAGACCCAAACAUCCGAAUCCACACCGUACUGGGAGACAACCACGGUAACUCCGGGCUCAACCUCACCAACAAAUGACGCAACGUCCCCAACAGUGUCCCCGGGCGGCUUUCAGACCACGCAGCCUGACUCGAGCGGGAACUUGUCAGCGGCGGAUGUGCUCUUGAUCGUCAAGACUGGGAGCACGUCCAUGUGGAAACGCUUGCUUGUUCAUCUGACGACGACCCUGUCCCCUCGCCGGAUUCCGCUCGAUAACACGGUUAUUUACUCUGACUACCCGGAAACGAUUGGCGACGUUCAAAUCAUCGACGUCUUGGCAAACAUCACCGAGACAACCCAGGCCCUGUCCGACUUUGAUGUAUACCGGCAGCAGCCCGAAUAUGCGGGCCAUAAUGUGUAUGUGGAGGCCGCAGGAGUCGACGGCGACAAUUAUGGUCCGCCCGGGGGAUGGAUCAUCGACAAAUACAAGUUUAUGCCCUUGAUGGAGCAUGCCGGAAAGAACUGGCCCGAGGCAAAGUGGUAUAUCUACAUGGAGGACGACGCCUACCUUUUCCUGCCCAACGUGCUGGCGUACCUGUCAAAGUUCGACUGGCGUAAGCCACAUUACCUUGGGAGCUACGCUGCCAAGUCCGACAUCGUCUUUGCUCAUGGCGGCGCUGGGUUCGCGCUUUCUCGGGGGGCCUGGGAGCGAACGUUUGGGCGGAAUCCGACUCUGUCUGCGGACUACGAGCCGUACGCGGCUGCCCACUGUUGUGGUGACCAGGUACUGGGACAUGCCUUGAACAAACACGGGGUGCUGUUUGGGGAAAACGACGGCGACGAGAAGUUCACGUGGGGCUUCAACCCUGUUGUGCAUUGGCGGUUUGGCUUCAGCCGGUGGAACUGGUGCAGUCCCCUUAUGUCCUGGCACAAGGUUCACAAUCGGGAUGUUGCGCGAUAUUUCGCCUUUGAAAGUUCCUGGGACUUUACGAAACCGCUGCUCCACCGCGACUUUUUCAUGGGCAUGAUCUUUCCGGACCUUCAGGAACGGGCUGAGUGGUGGGAUAACCAGUCCGGCCUAUUCCGAGUCACGUCGGCAAACAAGGCGGCGCCUCCAACCCCUGAAGAUGGCCACGACACAGCGCUGUGGAAAGGCGCAUGGGUAUCGGCAGACGCGUGUGAAGCGGCCUGCAAAUCUUGGACUACAUGCGUCCAAUGGAGCUAUGUUGAAGAUUCGUGCGGCAUGGACGACAAGCUUAUGAUGGGUCAGGGCUACGCCCCUGCGAUGUCCGAACGAAAGACGGCACUGAAGACUACUAGCGGCUGGCUCAAGGAAAGGCUCGAGGGAUGGCAUUGCGACUGAUGCCUUACCUAUUCUCUUACUC
This is a messenger RNA of Chaetomium fimeti, 1575 nucleotides long. RefSeq lists its product as uncharacterized. Lineage: Eukaryota; Fungi; Ascomycota; Sordariomycetes; Sordariales; Chaetomiaceae. The record is from RefSeq and is a predicted model, not a curated record. The coding region runs from base 72 to 1553 and encodes 493 amino acids. Gene Ontology annotation, molecular function: N-acetylgalactosaminide beta-1,3-galactosyltransferase activity. The transcript has 2 exons. Gene Ontology annotation, cellular component: membrane.